AUGGCCUCGGGGAUGAAGGCGGCUGUGGAGGUUCGGAUCGAAGGGCAGGAGGGACGGGAGGAGGGUGUGCUCGUGGCCAAUGGGGUGGCAGUGGCUGGUGAGGCUGGAGAAGUUGAGCGGUCGUCUGAAGAGGCGGCCAAGGGCGAGGCCACUGCGGCGUGCUCGCAACCGGCGCAGGUUCACCAGCAAACAGAGUCCGAGAUGAACCCGACCGAUGAUGGAGAGGCCGGCCCGUCGUCCAAGCGCGCAAGGAUCCAGGCUGAUGAUGAAGUGGCUAAUGUGUUGAAGGAAUGUGACACAGCCCGACCCUUCAAUUAUGCCUUUGAACAGCUGGAAGAACAGCUACCUUCGCAGCCAACCGAUCUGGUCUGGCCAUUUGCACAAGCGGGGCCCGUGCGCAUGGUUGUCCAGCCUGGGCAGGCCCUACACGACGACUUGUUGCGCGAGUAUUACCACUUUAAGUUUACCCAGCGCCUCGUGGAAGAAGGUGCACGAGCCUUUGCUCAGGUCCGAAGACGCGCCAAACCCAGCCAAUGCGCUUACCUGGCCACCAAGGUUCUCGAGCGCUGGGUCUUUGCCGUAGUCACCGAUGGCACCCCCGCUGAUCUACCCGUGGCGAUGCGUGAGAAUCGUGCCGCCCUUCACAAAUGCCACAGUGAGCUGUGUGCUGAGCACCUUCCUCCUCGCUUGGCUGACGAGGUUGUCAACGCCAUUGACGCGUGUGCGCGCUCCGCACAGCGUCGUCGCGACAUCCAACGCGAGCGCCCCUUUGUGCUUGAGUACAACCUCUCAGAACUCGUCAUUUACUUUGCCGCCAGCCAACCUGUGGCGCUGCAUCGAUUGCGGCGGCUAGACUGGAUGGUCCGUGGCGCCGGUCGCCACAUCCCUGAUGAUGUUCCCCCUGCCAAGCACGAUCAAUGGCAGCUGGCUCAGGUGGCUCGCUGCAUCUUCCGCUACGCCGCCCACCUUCACACAACAGCACAGCACUGGGGUCACCCGCAAGAAUUUUACAAUUUUCUGGCCCGUCGCUUGGGUCUCCUGCGCGAAGCCUUUGCCUGCCCCCUGAAUUCACGCGUGCUCGGCUACAACGAUCCCGCUGCCCGCUUCUGCAGCCUCUAUCGAGACACAGACGCGCCCUUUGGCUCUCUGGGCAGCUUCUUCGAGACGGACAUGCUGGCUUCGGGCUACGGCUGGGUCGUGCACCCCCCCUUUACCGAGGACAUUCUCAACCGCCUUUCAGCUCAAUGCCAGUCUGCUCUCCAGCAGGCCGCCUCGCAGGAUCGCCAACUCAUCGUCGGCAUUGGUUGGCCCAAUUGGACAGAUAUGCCUUCGUACCACCAACUCCGGGACAGUCCCUUCAAGCGAAGUGAGGUGCUGCAAGUCAAGUACAACUACCACUACGAGCGCCUCAACGGCACGCUCGUCAAACCCAACUUUACAAACAUCUACCUCAUCCUCAGCGCUCAGCCACUCAACGAGGACCAGCAAGCAGCCGUUCGUGAGUUUGAAACCAUCGUAGCCCAUGUCUAG
Messenger RNA from Monosiga brevicollis MX1, 1530 nucleotides. RefSeq lists its product as uncharacterized. Gene Ontology annotation, cellular component: nucleus. Bases 1 to 1530 code for a protein of 509 amino acids. The record is from RefSeq and is a predicted model, not a curated record. Gene Ontology annotation, molecular function: mRNA (2'-O-methyladenosine-N6-)-methyltransferase activity; RNA polymerase II C-terminal domain binding. The transcript has 2 exons. Lineage: Eukaryota; Choanoflagellata; Craspedida; Salpingoecidae.